Molecule: messenger RNA, 864 nt
Organism: Penicillium nucicola
Lineage: Eukaryota; Fungi; Ascomycota; Eurotiomycetes; Eurotiales; Aspergillaceae
Exons: 3
Coding region: 1-864 (287 amino acids)
Cellular component (GO): plasma membrane
Source: RefSeq, a predicted model, not a curated record
AUGCUUCUCAACACACAGAGCACCGUCGUGCUCUCGACUGCCCUCUUUGCGGUCAGCUCGGUAGCGAAAGAUGGCUUCAAGGUUCUUCCUCGCGGCUCAGCCGACGGCACCCUCGUUGCUUGCUACUCUGCAGCUCCUGGAUAUGGAUCCUCACAAAGCUACACCUACCAAAGUUCUGGUUGGUGUCUGGACAAGUGUUAUGCUGCCAACAGCGCCGCAUUUGCCCUAACAGGCGGUUCGACCUGCCUGUGUGGUAGCACAUUACCACCCGACAGCGACAAGGUGGACAGUAGCAAGUGCAAUAAGCCUUGCACUGGUUGGCCUUCAGAUAUGUGCGGUGGCAGCGACUACUAUUCGAUCUACACCACCGGCUAUGAAGACGAUGUCCCAACCUACUCCGAACACACCUCAACUACUACUACUAAGAGCAGCAGCCAAUCGACCAGCACACAAAGCGAUAGCGAUACCGAUAGUGCUAGCACUGCGGUUUCGUCCACGGCUCCUCAGCAGACAACGGAAGUGAUUUCCACCGCCCAAAGCAGCGCAAGCGCGUCUACGGAGGCCAAGACCAAGAGCAGUCAUAACACUGCUGCCAUCGCAGCUGGAGUGGUCAUUGGCGUCGUUGGAUUUGCCGCUCUCUGUGGUGCCGCUUUCUUCUUCUGGCGCUCCAAGCAGAACAAGACAAAUCCUGCUUUCGGGGGUGGCGCUGCUGGUGGCUACGGUCGCGAUUCCAACCCGCCCUCGAUGUCCGACUCUCGAUUUGACGGCGACUACAUGGCACAGCGCCGUCAAAGUAAUGGUAGCAUUGAUGACGACCACGACUUCUCGCGUCGCAUCCUGCAGGUGACGAACCCCGAUCGCUAA